This is a messenger RNA of Anguilla rostrata (American eel), 3118 nucleotides long. It is a transcript of the gene nampt1, whose product is annotated as nicotinamide phosphoribosyltransferase 1. The coding region runs from base 105 to 1580 and encodes 491 amino acids. Gene Ontology annotation, biological process: NAD+ biosynthetic process. Gene Ontology annotation, molecular function: nicotinamide phosphoribosyltransferase activity. The transcript is spliced from 11 exons. Lineage: Eukaryota; Metazoa; Chordata; Actinopteri; Anguilliformes; Anguillidae. The record is from RefSeq and is a predicted model, not a curated record.
UUUGGUUGGUACAUCAUCCCUGGUCAGCGACGGCGCUUGGUUGAGUCCCCGGCACAGAGCACUGAAUAACAAUACUGACAGACGCGACGCAAGACAAGGGGAAGAUGGAGAAGAAAGACACAGACUUCAGUAUUUUGUUAGCGACUGAUUCCUACAAGGUCACACAUUACAAGCAGUACCCACCAAACACUAGUAAAGUGUACUCCUACUUUGAGUGUCGGGAGAAGAAGACUGACCCCACCAAGAACAGGAAGGUCAAAUAUGAUAAAACGGUCUUUUAUGGAUUGCAGUAUAUUCUCAACAAAUACUUAAAAGGAAAGGUGGCCACUCGGGAGAAGAUCCAGGAAGCAAAGGAGGUGUAUCGCGAACACUUUCAGGACGACGUCUUUAAUGAGAAAGGCUGGAACUACAUUCUGGAGAAGUACGAUGGGCACCUGCCCAUCGAGAUCAAGGCGGUGCCGGAGGGCAGCGUGAUCCCCCGCGGGAACGUCCUCUUCACCGUGGAGAGCACAGACCCGGAAUGCUACUGGCUCACCAACUGGGUGGAGACGAUCCUGGUCCAGGUCUGGUACCCCAUCACCGUGGCAACCAACUCCAGGGAACAGAAGAAGAUCUUGGCGAAGUACCUGAUGGAGACAUCAGGAAACCUGGAGGGCCUGGAAUAUAAGCUGCACGACUUUGGCUACAGAGGGGUCUCAUCACAGGAGACUGCAGGAAUCGGGGCAUCUGCACAUUUAGUGAACUUCAAGGGCACAGACACCGUGGCUGGAAUUGGCGUCAUCAAGAAAUACUACGGCACCAAGGACCCUGUGCCCGGAUUCUCUUUGCCUGCAGCAGAGCACAGCACGAUCACUGCCUGGGGGAAGGACCAUGAAAAAGACGCCUUUGAGCACAUUGUGAAGCAGUUCCCCUCCGUUCCUGUCUCCAUCGUCAGCGACAGCUACGACAUCUACAACGCCUGCGAGAAGAUCUGGGGCGAAGACCUGAGGAGUCUCAUCGAGUCUCGGAGUGCCGAGGCCCCCCUCGUGGUUCGACCGGAUUCAGGAAAUCCCCUGGACACAGUACUGAAGGUCCUGGAUAUUUUGGGGAGGAAGUUCCCCCCUACAGAGAACAGCAAGGGUUACAAAGUGCUGCCCCCCUACAUCCGAGUGAUCCAGGGGGACGGAGUAGACAUCAACACCCUUCAGGAGAUUGUGGAGGGCAUGAAGCAGCACAGGUGGAGCAUCGAGAACAUUGCCUUUGGAUCGGGCGGGGCACUACUGCAAAAGCUGACCAGGGAUCUCCUCAACUGCUCCUUCAAGUGCAGCUACGUGGUGACCAAUGGCCUGGGGGUAAAUGUGUUUAAAGACCCUGUGGCAGACCCCAAUAAAAGGUCAAAGAAAGGUCGCCUCUCCUUGCACAAAACGCCAAGUGGAGAAUUUGUUACCCUGGAAGAAGGGAAAGGGGAUUUGGAAGAGUAUGGUGCGGACCUCCUGCACACGGUGUUUCUGAACGGAAAGAUUGUGAAGACGUACACCUUUGAUGAUGUCAGAGACAAUGCUAAGCUGAAGGAUGGUGAACUGGUCGAGCUGCUCCAGUAAACCUCAGCAGCUCCACCACACCCUGGGUACCCUCCCCUUCCCACUCCACACCUGGGUAUCCCCACUUCCCAAAAUACUGGUUCUCUAAAGGACUGAAGAUGUUAACCCCACUGCACGUCACAACCUGGGCACAUUUGCCCAAAGACUUUGUAAAAGUACAUAUACACUUACCUGUGCAGUGUACAGAGUGGUUUAUGUUUGAAAUUCCAGAAUCUACUCGGCUUUGUUGUACUGUUAGUGAUGGGAACAUGUUAAAUCAUGAGAUAUUACCACAGUUAGAUGAUUUGUAUUCUUGUACAUAAGAACAAGCUCUCUGCUGACCACACACCUUUGAACAAAAUUAAAUAAAUGUGUACAUUUACAAAUGUUUCUAAAAAAUGAAAUAAGCUGUUCAGCUCUAGAUCGUAAAAAAAAAUUGUUAAAUGUUGCUGAAUAUGAUCUCUGUGUAUGCUGACAGUUGUUACUUGUUAAUGAGGAUUAUUGUAUUUCUUUAUGCAAAUUAUGUUGUUGAUUGGGGGAAAAGCACUUUUAAUUUUGCAAACAGUUUGCCUUUUAUUUCGGAACUAGACCUUUUCCCUGUCACAGAUGCCAAAUACUAAUCUUAAUAUGGCCAAUUCUGUAGAAAUCUAACCUGUGAUGUAGCAGUAAGACUGUCUUAAGUUAAUAGCAAAUCCACAGCAUUAGUAUAGAAAUGACAGAGUCAGUUGAUUUUUGUACAAGUACAAAUAUACUGUAUUUGUUUAUACAUCUAUGUUUUUUAUCAUUUUAAAAACAAAUACUUAAGAGCAUGCCACAGUUUUAUUAAAUUAUUAUGAACAUGAAUCAUUUUACUUGUUUGAUUUUACAAUUUUGAUACUUAGCAUUGUUUCAGACUUCAGAGAAUUUCUUUUUUUUAAUGAAAGGUAAAUAUUACUUGGAACUUAUCGGUCAGAUUCUUUUUACAUUGAGGUGGCCAAACUUCUCUCUUGUACAAUGGUUUAUUACUAGAGGGAGCUAGCUGAGUGUGGAAAAACAGAUUAUUAUUAUUAUGAUUAUUAUGAUUAUUAAUUAUUAAUUACAUAAUGAUAAUAUUAAAACAUUUUAUACCAAAAGAAAAUCAUCUAAAGCACUCAGUUGUGGUGUGAUUGACAUGCUUUUAGCUCCCGUAUGUGUAGUAAACUGUAUGAAUGCCAUAUUGACUGACUAUAUGAUGAAGAUGGGUUUUUAUGUACUUGUGUUGUUUUUCCAGUAUGUCCUUCCUUCCUAUUCUGGUGAAAUUUUGAAUAACAUUACUGUGGCAUUCUUGUCAAAAUAUUAAAUUGACCACCCUAUUUGCUGAAAUAUAUUUUCUUUUAUAUUGUAAACUGGAAAGAAAUGCAAAUGCAUUCCCUUUUCUAGCUGCUGUAAGAUAAUAAAAAAAGAACUCUGAGAUGUAUUUCACCAGUCUUAAUGCACUAGCUUUUAAUCAGAUAGUGAAAAAAUAUCACAUUUUGCAGAAAAAAGAAUCUGUGCUAGAAACAUGUGUGAAGGUUGAAAUAAAAAAAGCAAUAUCAGGUUGA